Rotaria sordida is the source of this 501-nucleotide messenger RNA. NCBI's taxonomy places the organism in Eukaryota, Metazoa, Rotifera, Eurotatoria, Philodinida, Philodinidae. The record is from the annotation of a GenBank genome assembly.
AUGUCCGAUGAAGAUGCAAGUAGUCUUAAAGAUGCGAAUGAAAAAGUGGUUCGAGAUAUGGUAAAAUGUGCUGAAAAUAAACAACGUGGUGAUGCACCGGGUGAAGCUAGGUCAUGGAUUGUUGAAAUUUUAAAAAACUCAGGUCCUACAAAUAAUUUUCAUCAAUAUGUUAAUGGUCCUUCCAAUCAAGUUGUUGAAGUUGAAAAUAUUUUUGAAGGACAAACUGGUGAUGGAACAAAAUGGAAAAUGAGAUUUAUAAUCAAUGCUGAUUUACCAAAUGAAAAAUUAAAACAAAAAGCACAUUUUGGUUGUGAAGUUCAUUGGAAUACAUUACCUCUUCUUGUUACACAUAAAUGGUUCAAAGAUGGAAUUUUAGGAGUUGGAAGACCAACUGAUCGAUCUGUUAAACUUGAAGAAUUUGAAACUGGAAAUGACAGAAAAGAUUUUGAUAAUAAACGUUAUGCUACUUGGAAAUCUAUAUCAAAAAAAUAUUCACAUUAG